AUGGAUAUUCAGCGUAUGCGCCGCACCGCCACCACCGGCACCAACAGCCUCAUUGAACUGCCCGAGUACAUCAUCACCACCUUCUUUCCCAGCGCCCGGCCAUUGCUCGACAAGCAUCCCGCCCUCUUCCGCUUUGUCGGCAUCUUGCUGGCGUUAUAUUACUUUGGGCCCGUCACGCGUCUGCAAACCCUCUGGCAGCGCUUCUCGUCUCUGCUGGUUGCCACCGUCACCGUCUCCUCAGACGAAGACCUCUUCAACUAUCUGAGCACUUACAUCGCAGAGAUACGUACUCUGCGUGCCGAUCAACUGCUCAAUGCCACCCUCAACACCCCCAACGAGUUCAUGCCAGGCCGCCGCCGUCGUGCUCCUCACGACAUGGACGUCGAAGAGUCGGCUCGCCGCACCGCCGACCCCAAGAUCAAGUACGAGCAAGGCCAGGGCGUGCAGUUGUUCAUCUACCAACGCCGCCUGUUCUAUGUUUCCCGCAAGUAUGGCGAGGGCCACACCUACUCCGGCAACCGCUACUCCCGCAUCGAAGUCCUCAGCCUCUCGUGCCUAGGCCGCUCCACUGCCCCAAUCAAAGAUUUUCUCGAGUACAUUUACCGCAUGAACAAGGAGAAAGAGCGGUCUCUCACCGUCAUUCGUCGCCCCUAUGACGGCGGAUAUGGCGGCCGCUCGACCUGGUCGCGGCUAACCAGCAAACCCCGCCGUGCUCUGGACACGGUCAUUCUUGAUGCAGGUCAAAAGGAGCAGGUGCUGGCCGACGUGGAGGAGUACAUGGACGAAACCACCAUGAAUUUCUACGCGAGCCACGGUAUUCCCUACCGCAGAGGUUACCUGUUCCAUGGCCCACCGGGCGUGGGAAAGACGUCGUUCGCUUUAGCGCUGGCAAGCAAAUUCAAUCUCGAUGUGUACAAUCUGACAUUGUUGGACCACAAUCUCACCGACUCAGAUCUGGUGUCGCUAUUGAACCAGUUGCCCGGCCGGUCACUGUUGCUGCUGGAGGAUAUCGACACGGCAGGAUUGAGCCGGAAAGGGAAGAACACGACCUCCCGACGUCGGCGCGGCGCAAGGGGAAAACUGCCCGAGGGCGCAGUGGCGAAGAAGAAAGAAAAUAGCAACGAUCUUGACAUUGACAGUGACGACGACGACUCAUCGACGAGCACGAGUCGUGUCACGUUGAGUGGGCUGUUGAAUGCGAUCGACGGAGUCGCUGCUCCAGAGGGACACAUACUAAUCAUGACAACGAAUAAGCCGCACGAUUUGGACGACGCUCUCGUUCGUGCCGGGAGAAUCAGCGUGCGAGUUGGCUUCAAGAACGCGUCGAAGAAACAGGCCGAGGAGAUUUUCCUGAGGAUGUAUGUCGACAUGCCGAGCGGCAGUCAUGUCCAAAACAGGGAAGAUGGUGAAAAGAAGGCGCCUUUGGCCACACCUGGACCGGACACUGCACGGCUCUAUGAGUUGGCGAGAAAGUUUGCCGAUCUGAUUCCAGACCACGACUUUUCGCCGGCCGACUUGCAGGACUAUCUGCUCGUACACAAGAAAGACGCCGAAAAGGCGCUGGUGGAACUGCCUGCGUGGAUGGACGAGGCGUACGAGGAGAGGCGACGCAAAGAAGAAGAGAAGGAAGUCGACCGUGAACUGAGGAAGGAGGCCAAGCUCGAGGAGAGACGGAGAUUUCGGGAAGAAGUCAAGGCGGCGGUAAAAGAAACAAAGGAGGGAAGGGACGAUGACGAAGAAGGAGAAGACGACGACGACGACGACGUCGGGGGUGAUGAUGGUGACAAGGUCGAGCUUGAGCACGCGGAAGAAAAGGAAGCUGAAGAUGCCAAACCCGCAGAAGGAGAAGGGUCGGCUGGGAAUGCCACGCCAUAG
This is a messenger RNA of Exophiala spinifera, 1875 nucleotides long. RefSeq lists its product as uncharacterized. The transcript has 2 exons. The record is from RefSeq and is a predicted model, not a curated record. Bases 1 to 1875 code for a protein of 624 amino acids. Gene Ontology annotation, cellular component: mitochondrial inner membrane. Gene Ontology annotation, molecular function: ATP hydrolysis activity; ATP binding. Gene Ontology annotation, biological process: mitochondrial respiratory chain complex III assembly; protein insertion into mitochondrial inner membrane from matrix. Lineage: Eukaryota; Fungi; Ascomycota; Eurotiomycetes; Chaetothyriales; Herpotrichiellaceae.